UCGGCGGCGCUCUGCGCAGGCGUCCAGCUGCUGGCAUGCUGGCUCCUUGCAAAGCAGCUGUUUUGGGUUUGAAAUUCCAACAUGGCAGAGGCUGCAGUCAGUCUUCCCUUCAAAAACUUGGAAUGAUUUCAAAUCAUAGGCACCUUCACUUAACCCGAGCCCCCAUUCAUCAGCAAACACAUCGGAUCGAUGCUACUCUAACCUAUCGGGUGCUCGUACCAAAUCUCCAGGUUAAAUGAAUACCUGACGAAAGGGCCCACGUUUCAAGGCAGUGACAUUUGAUAGCUGAGAGGAAAAGUGGCUUUAAUGAAAAGCAACCUUUGGAAUUCCUGCUUGUGAAAAAUCCAAUUCAGCUUUUUGUGCUGCCAGCAAGAAAUGAUCAGUAGCACCAGUGUUUAUGGCUUGAAGAUGCAGUGGACGCCGGAGCAUGCCCAGUGGCCAGAACAGCACUUUGAUAUCACUUCCACCACCCGGUCCCCUGCCCACAAGGUGGAAGCCUACCGGGGGCACUUGCAGCGCACCUACCAGUAUGCCUGGGCCAAUGAUGACAUCUCGGCUCUCACCGCCUCCAACCUCUUGAAAAAGUAUGCAGAAAAAUACUCUGGUAUAUUGGAAGGCCCGGCUGAGCGGCCCAUUCUCAGCAAUUACUCUGAAGCUCCCUCGGGGCUGGUGAAUGGUCGGAAGAAUGAAAGCGAGCCCUGGCAGCCUUCGCUGAAUUCAGAGAGUGUGUAUCCCAUGAACUGUGUCCCAGAAGUUAUCACCGCCAGCAAAGCCGGUGUAAGUGCAGCCCUCCCUCCCACAGAUGUCUCGGCCAGCAUCGGGAGUUCACCUGGGGUGGCCAGCAACCUGGCUGAACCCAGUUACUCCAGCAGCACCUGUGGAAGUCACACUGUUCCCAGUCUUCAUUCAGGGCUCCCAUCUCAGGAAUACGCCACAGGAUACAAUGGCUCGUACUUGCAUACCAGUUACAGCGGCCAGCCAGCACCUGCACUUCCGUCUCCUCAUCCAUCCCCCCUGCAUAGCUCGGGGCUUUUACAGCCACCGCCACCACCGCCGCCACCACCAGCCCUGGUCCCCGGCUACAACGGGACCUCUAACCUCUCCAGUUACAGCUACCCAUCUGCCAGUUAUCCUCCUCAAGCUGCUGUUGGUCCUGGGUACAGCCCCGGGGGUGCCCCGCCACCCUCGGCAUACCUGCCGUCAGGAAUCCCUGCUCCAACCCCGCUGCCCCCCACCACCGUCCCCAGCUACUCCUACCAGGGCCAUGGUCUGACGCCCAUUGCGCCGUCUGCCCUGACAAACACUUCAGCCAGCUCUCUCAAAAGGAAAGCUUUCUACAUGGCAGGGCAAGGAGAAAUGGACUCCAGUUAUGGAAAUUACAGCUAUGGCCAACAGAGAUCUACACAGAGUCCCAUGUAUCGAAUGCCCGACAACAGCAUUUCAAAUGCAAACAGGGGGAAUGGUUUUGACAGAAGUGCUGAAACAUCAUCCUUAGCAUUUAAGCCAACAAAGCAGCUAAUGUCCUCUGAACAGCAGAGGAAAUUCAGCAGCCAGUCCAGCAGGGCUCUAACACCCCCAUCCUAUAGUACUGCUAAAAACUCGCUGGGUUCGAGAUCGAGUGACUCGUUUGGGAAGUAUACCUCCCCAGUAAUGAAUGAGCACGGUGACGAGCACAGGCAGCUCCUUCCUCACCCAAUGCAAGGCCCGGGACUUCGUGCAGCUACCUCAUCCAACCACUCUGUGGACGAGCAACUGAAGAAUACUGACACACACCUCAUUGACCUUGUUACCAAUGAGAUUAUCAACCAAGGACCUCCUGUGGACUGGAAUGACAUUGCUGGCCUAGAUCUAGUAAAGGCCGUCAUUAAAGAGGAGGUUUUAUGGCCAGUAUUGAGGUCAGAUGCAUUCAAUGGACUGACUGCUCUACCUCGGAGCAUCCUUUUAUUUGGACCUCGGGGAACAGGCAAAACGUUAAUGGGCAGAUGUAUAGCUAGUCAGCUGGGGGCCACGUUUUUCAAAAUCACUGGCUCUGGCCUUGUCACAAAGUGGUUAGGGGAAGGAGAAAAAAUUGUCCACGCCUCCUUCCUUGUGGCGAGGUGUCGCCAACCCUCGGUGAUUUUUGUUAGUGACAUUGAUAUGCUUCUUUCUUCUCAAGUGAGUGAAGAACACAGUCCAGUAAGUCGGAUGAGAACCGAGUUCCUUAUGCAGCUGGACACUGUACUGACUUCUGCUGAGGACCAAAUAGUAGUAAUUUGCGCCACAAGUAAACCGGAAGAAAUCGAUGAAUCUCUUCGAAGGUACUUCAUGAAACGACUUUUAAUCCCACUUCCUGACAGCACAGCAAGGCACCAGAUAAUAGUACAACUGCUCUCACAGCACAAUUAUUGUCUCAAUGACAAGGAGGUUGCACUGCUUGUCCAGCGCACAGAAGGCUUUUCUGGACUAGAUGUGGCUCACUUGUGUCAGGAAGCAGUGGUGGGCCCACUCCAUGCCAUGCCAGCCACAGACCUUUCAGCCAUUAUGCCCAGCCAGUUGAGGCCAGUUACAUAUCAAGACUUUGAAAAUGCUUUCUGCAAGAUACAGCCUAGCAUAUCUCAAAAAGAGCUUGAUACAUAUGUUGAAUGGAACAAAAUGUUUGGUUGCAGUCAGUGA
Cygnus atratus (black swan) is the source of this 2652-nucleotide messenger RNA. It is a transcript of the gene FIGN, whose product is annotated as fidgetin, microtubule severing factor. The coding region runs from base 376 to 2652 and encodes 758 amino acids. NCBI's taxonomy places the organism in Eukaryota, Metazoa, Chordata, Aves, Anseriformes, Anatidae. Gene Ontology annotation, molecular function: ATP hydrolysis activity; microtubule severing ATPase activity; ATP binding. The record is from RefSeq and is a predicted model, not a curated record. The transcript has 3 exons.